This is a messenger RNA of Mugil cephalus (flathead mullet), 1562 nucleotides long. RefSeq lists its product as uncharacterized. The record is from RefSeq and is a predicted model, not a curated record. NCBI's taxonomy places the organism in Eukaryota, Metazoa, Chordata, Actinopteri, Mugiliformes, Mugilidae. The transcript is spliced from 3 exons. The coding region runs from base 68 to 1528 and encodes 486 amino acids.
CAAUCACUUCCAGUGUCAUUUUAGCUAACAUUUAGGCAUAGGGUGGUGUUUUCUCCGCGUUUUUACCAUGGUUUUUAAACGGAUGUUUAAGUUUCAGCCAACCGAGGGCACUUCAGCAGAACACUGUUGCGUACCUUUUUGUCAAGCAACCAGUAAAUACAACAGAGUACUCAGCUUUCACACUUUUCCCGCUGAUGAGGAAACUCGGCAAAAAUGGAUUGCGGCUAUCCGUCGGGAUAAUCUCACAGUGCGUCCCCAUGUCCGCGUCUGUAGUCGACAUUUUAAAAAAGGAGACAUGCGAGAGCCACAGGCUGAGGGCAGACGCCGGCUUUUAAAGAAGGGAGCAGUCCCAGCGUUAUUUGAGUGGAACAACUACUCGGUUCCUCUACCAACACUGGAGUUUGGGGCGAAGAGAGAAGGAUCCGAGGAGGGUGUCGCACGCAGCGAGGAGCACACACAUAGGCCUACGUUCCUCCCUGACCACGCUUAUGCCUCAACUACAGACCCCGACGCUGUUGCUCCAACUCUUGGUGAAACUACAACUAUCAAAGAGGAGCAGGAGAGGAAUCAUGUAGAGGAGCAAACUCCGGAGCGGUUUGGGAUCCACCGUUUUGCAGCCUCCGACAAAGACAUUCUCCUUUUCACAAGAUUCGCAUCCUAUGACCAUCUCAUGCACUUCUGGGCACUAAUAGAGCCAACACUGCCAUUUAUGAUCAACGUCACACAGGCUCAGAGACGCACCUUCAUAGAGCUAAGUGACACAACGCAUUCCCUGCAGCAAAUAGAUGAGAUGUUCUUAUUCCUCAACUAUCUGGCACUGGGCUUAAAGCAGCAGGACCUUGCAGAUAGAUAUGGAAUCGACCAGUCCACAGUCAGCAGAAUCAUCAAAACAUGGAGCAACUUCCUCUAUAUCAUCCUAGGAUCUGUGAGGAUUUGGUUACCAGUGGAUAAGAUAGUGGAACAUCUACCAACAGAGUUCAUGGGCUAUGCAGACACUACAGUUAUCCUGGACUGCAUAAAGCUGAGGUGCCAGUGUCCAUCCUCAUCUGUUCGCCAAAGUGAAGUUCUCUCUUCACACAAGUCGGACUGUACUGUUAAAGGUCUGAUUGGAGUUGCUCCACAUGGAGCAGUAACCUUCAUCUCUCCGCUGUGUGCUGGAUCCAUGGAUGACAAGCAGAUCGUGCGAGAGUCUGGAAUUCUGUCACUCUUAACACCUGGGAUGGCCAUCAUGGUUAACAGAGGGUUUGUUGUCGAUGACCUUGUGCCAUGCAAGGUCUAUAGGCGACCACUUCUUUCUGACAGGUCCCAGGUCCCAGGUGCUUGUGAGGUCAGGGAGACAGAGACAAUUGCACGCCUCAGGGUGCAUGUUGAGCACCUCUUAGGUAAAGUAAAGGGACACAAGUUCUUCGACACUGAGAUCCCACUCCAGCUUUUUGGCAAUGUUAACCAACUAUAUGCUGUGGCAUGUCUCCUUACAAACUAUGAAAAUGGACCUCUUGUAAAGGGAUUGGUAAGGAAACCAGUGUAGGCCCUCGAGCUGAACACAUUUAUAUAUCUGUGGA